Messenger RNA from Candidozyma pseudohaemuli, 2682 nucleotides. RefSeq lists its product as uncharacterized. Lineage: Eukaryota; Fungi; Ascomycota; Pichiomycetes; Serinales; Metschnikowiaceae. Gene Ontology annotation, biological process: recombinational repair. The coding region runs from base 1 to 2682 and encodes 893 amino acids. Gene Ontology annotation, cellular component: nucleus; Shu complex. The record is from RefSeq and is a predicted model, not a curated record. The transcript is spliced from 3 exons.
AUGGACCCACAGAGAAUUAUUAGAUUGCAAAAGAUUUACCAGAACUCCAACCAGAAGUUGUGGUUGAGAGGCCCCCGCUCCAAGGCUUUGGUCUACCCAUUCUACGCCUUGUUCACUGUCUCCACGGCUGUUCCAUUGUACUACACUGGCAGAGCCCUUUUUGGUAUCAAGGCCGAGUCCCUCCUAUUCUACCCAAGCUAUACAAUGGUUUCCCUGUUACUCGAGUUUCCCAGCGAUGCUCUCAAUAACAUCCUUUACUUUCUACCGCAAGACCUGCUUCUCAACUUGGCCUUGACGAAUUUCCACUUCUACGAGCCCUGCCUCAAGAGACUAUACCAGAGAUUGGUGAUCCAGACUGACCCGGCUUUGAGAUCAGCAAGCACCGUUCCUGCCCACUACAGAAGAGAUGACUUUGUGGAGUCUUCAGCGACAGUGAUAGCGGGGUUGAGUGAUAUUGAGAGACCAAGACAGGCACACUUGAAGAUGGUAGAGGCGAGAGUGAGAACGCUUUUCACCUCUAUCCAAGUGAAUCCACAGCUAGCUCAAUACAUAGAGCUGAUAGAGAUAGAAGGCAGUUUUAGCAAAAAUGUCGAAAAGGCCAUUUCUGAAUUACUUCAGUUACUUAGCACAGUUCCUAAUGAAACCACCAAGAUAUACAUAUCAGAUCUGGGCCUAAGGAAACGGCUCGGAUGGAUCGAAACGUCGAGACUAUUCCCUUCCUUGACAACCAUUUGUGUUGACAGUGUUCUGGAGAUUGCAGACCUCAAAGAUUUUCCAAAUCUUAACGAGAUCGUGGUGGCCGAUGUUGAGAAGGAUCCAUCCAUGAAUGCAAGGCACGUUCAGGUUCUCACGAAGAUCGAGCACCUCAUAGUCAGUUCGGAAGCAGAUGUUUCGAAUAAAUUUUUUGAUGCUCUUUGGUUGCUCUACAAGCAACAGCCAUUUGUGUUGAACAAACUCAAGACUUUUACAGCAUAUCAUUGCCACGAGCACCAACACACUUACCCAUAUGUCGACUUCCUGAGUCUUGAAAACUUCCAGAUUUCUUUAGGCUGUGAUGAUGUUGGAAAUUGCGAUCUGGAUUGUUUGGAAACAUGCUUAUCCCAAUUCCACUUCACUCAACUUAAACGUUUGGCGGUGAUCCAGAACAGCCACCAUAUCCACAACAAUCAUCGCUAUAGUGAGAUUUGGGACUUGGCUGUCUUCAAUUUUGUCAAACUGGUGGUAGAAAACUCAGAUACCUUGAUCUACCUCUCCAUUCGGCACAAUGUGCCUCCGGAUGGAGUGAUUGACGAUGGCUUCGAAGGCAACUAUCACAGAAAGGUCAAGCUUUAUACAAACUUGCUACCAAAUCUUCUUGCAACACUUCAGAAACACGUGGUAAACUUGAUGCUUCCAAAUUUGGUUGCAUGUCUUUCUUGCUACGAACAACCGAUGAACACUUUCAUGUGGAACGGUUGCAAAUGUGACCACUGCGACAAAUAUCUAGAGAAGCUCGACGACUACCUUCUUUAUCACAGAUACUACAGCUUUGGGAAGCAAGUUUACAAGGAUGUGUUGACCGUCCAAUUGAUGAGAGCCAUGAGUGAGGUUUUAGCAGACCGUGUGGUGUUCGACACAAACUAUGGAGACUUGUUUCAACUACGCAGGCCAUUGAGAAACAUGAACUGGAACUUUCACGAUAGUAAAUUUUCCAUUCCGUUCAGGUGUUUGCCGGUGAAAACAUAUGAGAUGGCCGACUUUGAAGAUGAGAAGGCAGAGUUGAAAGAAUCCCACGAACGGUUCUUCGAUGCGGAAGAGCACGAAAAUGACUGCCAGUUCCUUCGAAAAGAAUCGUUUGUUCCUGACUACUCGGUAGUGGUGUCACACUUCCUCAAUGACUUGAUCAGGAAAAUGAUCAACCUUAAUCGAGGUGAUGCUGAGGACGUUCUUAUCGGUCAAGAGGGUGACGAGAACGAUGGUUUCACAAACUUACGAAUCAACAAAAUGCUUAUCAACGGCAUCAACUUCAACUUCGACCACGAACUCAAUGGAACAAUUUUUUUCAAAAAUGUCUACGAUGAGCUUGACGACUUUGACGAGGAUAUCAAACGUAAGAGAAAACUCCAACUCAAUCUACCCUGGGAGGAAAAAACAUUGGAGAAUGAAAGCGCCGUAUUCUUGUUUCGAAACAUCUCCUUCAAGAGAGCCUUUUACGACAAGCUAGGGGAAAGAGAUGGAAGCAUUCUUGUGUUCGACUGUGGAGCAGGCUUCACAGAUACGUUGAACCUUGAAGACUGUCGUGUGUUUCAUGUGGCGACAUUCGAUAAGCUUCUCCUGCAAUUGAGAGGAAUCAUGGCUGGCGAAAUGGAAGAGAUCAAAGAUAUGCACUUGAAUACCUUGGUAAUUGAAAACGUCUCAAGCUUCUUCUGGACCCUCCAGAGAGAGAAACUAACAGUUAUGCGUUACUGCAAGUUGAGAGAUACGUUGAACGAACUAAAGGAGUGUUACCAGUGCAAUGUGAUUGUCACCGGAUGGGACAUUGAAUACGAACGAGGAUACAAGCCGUUUAAAGCCAUUGCGGACCCUUCUAAGCUACAUCAUCUCAGUCUACUACCGUCUGAAUUUUUCCAAACGUUUGACCACAUCGUGGCAUUUGGCAGACAUAACUACAAGUACCAGGACACCUGGCACGAAUGCACAUGA